CCGCCGAAAACAGCAAUGUCCCUCUACAAACAGCACAGAAAAAUCAGAAAGGGCGACCAAGGUUCCCAUCUAAGUGUCUAACUGGGAUGGAGCGCGCAAAGCAGCAGGCGGGCAUAAGCAAGCAUGUCUACCUCACCUUGGCCCUUUCCCAACCCGAGCAACACCUCCAUUCUUCCCCAUCUUCCCCAUCUCCUCCGUCUCGCCGUCUCCAUCUUUCCGUCGAUGCUGCAACCGGCACCAAAUCAUCGCCCGACCUUCGUCGAAUCCGUGUUGGAAACAUGAUCGCAAUGUUGGGUCUUCAAGAUCGGAAUUAUUGGGGCUCGUUGUAUGAAGCUCGGUAAAGCGGACGUAGGCGGGGUUGGGUAAUUCCUAGAAAGGAUUGUCGCAAGGAGCAAGGGCCCAGCCAACUGCUUUUCGAGCAUAACUGUCAUGAAUCAUCCCGCGUCAAUCCCUCUGAUGAGCCACAGCCCCCCAUCCCAGACACCUUACACUCU
Molecule: messenger RNA, 494 nt
Organism: Parathielavia appendiculata
Lineage: Eukaryota; Fungi; Ascomycota; Sordariomycetes; Sordariales; Chaetomiaceae
Exons: 1
Coding region: 87-341 (84 amino acids)
Source: RefSeq, a predicted model, not a curated record